This is a messenger RNA of Drosophila rhopaloa, 2200 nucleotides long. RefSeq names its product ubiquitin carboxyl-terminal hydrolase 12A (gene Usp12-46). Lineage: Eukaryota; Metazoa; Arthropoda; Insecta; Diptera; Drosophilidae. Gene Ontology annotation, biological process: protein deubiquitination. The record is from RefSeq and is a predicted model, not a curated record. The coding region runs from base 778 to 2049 and encodes 423 amino acids. Gene Ontology annotation, cellular component: nucleus; cytosol. Gene Ontology annotation, molecular function: cysteine-type endopeptidase activity; cysteine-type deubiquitinase activity. The transcript is spliced from 3 exons.
CACACUGGCCGCUAUUACCAUUAUAAGAAAACCAACAAGAAACGUCGAAAGUUUUCUCCGUGUUAAAACCAGCCAAAUUACUAACGAAAUCGACGAUUUGCGAAUCGCAAAUUAUGCGUGCGGCACUCAGUGCAAUCGAAACCACGUAAACCCAACGAACGCGAGUGUUUUAGACCACCUGCAACUGAAACAAAAACAACCACCAUUGUACAUAAUUUACCCACAUAUUUUUGCAACAACAACAACAAAGGACGCCGAGCUGAAAGAGAGAAGUUGACAUAACUGCAAAAGUAAAUUGUAUUAAACAGUGGUGGGCACAACAAUAAAUCACGGGUAGUAAUUUUGGCAACGAAAAAAAGAAGAAGAAAACUGCACAAACCAAUUGGAGUGGGAGUGGUCAACUGCAGAAAUUAUGUUGUUUUGUUGAGACAAUUGCCAAAAACGCCAUAAAAAUUCAACUAACAAAGAUUGAAAAUUUCCUCAAGCUAGAUUUCUAAAAACAUUUUUACCACGGAAAUUGACUAGAAAUUGCCAGCCAGCAAUCAUCACCAGACAACGGCCAUCAAGGAAACUUCACACACGACAGUAUAAAAGUGUUUUGCGCCUCUGCCCCCCAAAUAAUAGAGAAAGCAAACUGUGUAGGCCAGAUCUUAAAUGCUCUAACCAAAAGACCGCGCGAUCCCGACGAACGACAAAAAAAACGAGGGCGAAUCAAUCAAAGCAACCACGGUGUGGUCAUUUCUGUACCGGUGUGCCGCUGCAGCUCCUGGUGCCGGCAUGGGCGCCAACGUUUCGCAGCUGGAGCGGGAGAUUGGCUCCGACCUGUUUCCGCCCAAUGAGCACUACUUCGGGCUGGUGAACUUUGGGAACACCUGCUACAGCAACUCGGUGCUGCAGGCCCUCUACUUUUGCAAACCGUUUCGCGAGAAGGUCCUGGAGUACAAGGCCAAGAAUAAGCGGCCCAAGGAGACGCUGCUCUCCUGUCUGGCGGAUCUUUUCUACAGCAUUGCCACCCAAAAGAAGAAGGUGGGCUCCAUUGCGCCCAAGAAGUUCAUUACGCGGCUGCGCAAGGAGAAGGAGGAGUUCGACAACUACAUGCAGCAGGAUGCCCACGAGUUCCUCAACUUCCUGAUUAACCACAUCAAUGAAAUCAUAUUGGCAGAGAGGAAUGCGGGACCCAACAAUGGAAAUCCGAAAUCCAAUCCAGGCGGAGCCACAAGUGCCAUGGCCAGCAGCAUAGCUAGCAAGUCCAGCUCAACGUCAAAUUCGAAUUCCAACUCAAAUUCAACGACUAACUCAAAUGGCAAUAGUAGCAACUCCACGGGAUCACUAAAUGCCACCACUAGUGUUCUAGAUGCCAGUGGCAGUCUUACGGCCACCACAACGCCCAUAAUUCCGGGCAAUGGAUCAGGGACCAAUGGGGCCAAUUCGGAGCCCACAUGGGUGCACGAGAUCUUCCAGGGCAUUCUCACCUCGGAGACCAGGUGCCUUAACUGCGAGACGGUGAGCAGCAAGGAUGAGAACUUCUUCGAUCUGCAGGUGGAUGUGGACCAAAACACCUCGAUCACGCACUGUCUGCGGUGCUUUAGCAACACGGAAACCCUGUGUUCGGACAACAAGUUCAAGUGCGACAAUUGCUGCAGCUACCAGGAGGCGCAAAAGAGGAUGCGGGUGAAAAAGCUGCCCAUGAUCCUGGCCCUACAUCUCAAGCGCUUCAAGUACAUGGAGCAAUUCAACAGGCACAUCAAAGUCUCUCACAGGGUCGUGUUUCCACUGGAACUCAGGCUGUUCAACACCUCCGAUGAUGCCGUGAAUCCGGAUAGACUGUACGAUCUGACCGCCGUGGUUAUACACUGCGGUUCUGGACCGAAUCGGGGCCAUUAUAUAUCAAUUGUUAAGAGCCACGGGCUGUGGCUGCUCUUCGACGAUGAUAUGGUGGACAAAAUAGAGGCUUCCACCAUCGAGGACUUCUAUGGUCUGACCUCGGACAUACACAAGUCGUCGGAGACGGGCUAUAUACUGUUCUAUCAGUCGCGGGACUGCGCCUAAUCCUUUUAUGUUAUCUCUUCGUAGAAGCUAAGUUAAAAGUUUCCAGUCUCCUAUAAACGAAUGUUAGAGCUAAGCCCAAAAUUGUAUGACUUUUAUCUAUCUAUCCAAGCCUAUACUACCUAAUAAUCAAUAAAGAUGAUCAAUAAAGAAA